UUGGAGGGACCAGCAGCCGGCCAUCAGCAUGGCCUCUGCCCUCAAACAGCUGCGGCAGAGUCCUCUCCUCGCCGCAGCUAUUUUCAUCACCGGCAUCGGCGGCACUUUCCAGUACGGCUUCCAAAUAUCCGUGCUCAACUCCCCGUCCACUUACAUUAAGGAGCUGAUCAACGUCACCUGUACCGAGCGGUACGGCCUCAACCUGCCGCCAUGGCAACUGUCAAUCAUCUGGUCCUUUGUGGUGUCCAUCUUCUGUGUCGGUGGCCUGAUGGGCGCUCUCGGAGCCGGGAGACUGGUGGACAAGUACGGCAGGAAUAGAUGCCUGCUACUGAAUAACCUGGUGACCAUUGCUGGGGCAAUUGUGAUGGCGCUCAGCAAGACAGCCGCGUCCUUCGAGAUGAUCAUGGCCGGAAGGUUUAUCUACGGCUUCAGCGCAGGCAUCUCCCUGACGGUGCACUGCAUUUACCUGCCUGAGUGCGCUCCCAAGAGGCUGAAGGGGAUGGUGGGAUUCACCAUGACGACCAUGGUCUCUUUAGGGAAGUUUUCAGGCCAGCUGCUGGGCAUCAGCGAGCUGCUGGGUACAGAGGAGCGUUGGCCGUGGUUAUUGGGGUUCGGUGGCGUGACGGGGCUGCUGCAGCUGAUGACGCUGCCUCUCCUGCCAGAGUCGCCCCGAUACCUGCUCAUCAUGAAGGGUGACGCACAGGCCUGCGAACAGGCCAUGGUGCGUCUGUGGGGUGGGAGCGUGGACCACAGUGGGGAGAUGGAGGACAUGCGUGCGGAGGCGUUGAAGGUGAGGGGGGUGCGGAGGAGAGGGGUGCUGCACCUCUUCAGGGAGCGGUCGCUACGCUGGCAACUCCUCACCGUCAUCUGCCUGUGUGUCACACUGCAACUGUGUGGCAUCAACGCCGUGUACCUGUACUCGUUCGAUGUGUUCAAGGCAGCUGGUAUUCCCUCUCACCUGGUGCGUUACGCUGCUCUGGGCACCGGCCUGUGUGAGGUCUUAUCCUCCACCAUCUGUGCUCUGGUUAUUGAGCGUACGGGCAAGAGGGUUCUUCUGCUGCGCGGCUUCCUUGGAAUGACCUCAACCUUGGCCCUACUCACAGUUACCCUAUACUUACAGACUAUCUGGUGGUGGAUGUCUUACUGCAGCUUGAUCUUCAUCCUCCUCUUCAUCAUCUUCUUCUCCUUUGGACCAGCUGGCAUUACCGCUCCCAUCCCCGGUGAGGUGUUUGAUCAGUCCUUCAAGGCGGCAGGUUUCACCCUCUCCACCACCAUCAACUGGAUCGGACUCUUCACCGUCGGGAUGCUUUUCCCUUUCUUAGUGGAGUACCUGGACUACCUGUGUUUCGUCAUCUUCCUGAUGUUCUGUUUGGGCACCGGCCUCUUCAUCUGGUUCCACGUCCCCGAGACACGGAACCGCACCGCUCUGGAGGUCGCCGCAGAGUUCCACAGGAUGCACAGCAAACACACACCUGUGUCCGACGACAAACACACACCUGCAUCCAACAGCACACACACCCUUCCCUCAGACGACAAACGCAAGCCUGCCUCAGAAACCACAAACACACUGGCACAAGUGGACAGGCAUACAUACGCGACUCAGGUCAAAGGUGAACCAGUGCACUCGGGCCAGAAUCACCUCGUCCAAGCAACCAGACUCUGAGACCUUGGCACUGAAUCUGUACACCACCAGGAGAAAUACCACUAACACAUAUUGCCCCAAUGCACCAAACAACACAGGACUUCAGCAGGAUGUGAUAGCUUAUUUUUAUACGAUUUCAUGUGAAAGUAAUAAAAUGUGUAAUUGAAGGGAUUCUACUACUGUACAAUGUUGACCAAAUAUUGGGUGAGCUAUACGUUUUUUUGGUUUUUUUUAAAAAAAAGCUUUAAGUGAAGUGAAAAUGAAAGCUGAAUUGGGAAACUCAAACUCCCAUUGUCAUUGUGACACAGCACACAAGUGCACACUGCACACAACUAAAUUGCAUGUAUGCCUCACCCGUGCAAGAGGGCAGCCCUCAAUGGCGCCCCAAGGGAGCAGUGUGGCGGGACGGUACCAUGCUCAGGGAACCUUAGUCAUGGAGGAGGAUUGGGGAGAGCACGGGUUAAUUAAAUGAUCCAACCAGGGCAGAGUCACUGAUCGAAAGACGAGUACACAGGUAGUACUAAUUACUCUGCCAAGUUACCUGUGGGAACUGUUUCUAGUUUUUACUUUUACUUUCACUUUUGACAUCUAUUAGCAGAACAAUUGUUGUAUCAUUGUUGUAUUGUAUUGUUGUAUCAAUUGUUGUAUCACUGUAUAUAUUGUUUUUUUUCCCCUUAUGUCAUAUGGGCCUUAUAUAUUAUCUACCUUAUCUAUUGUAAUUAAAGACCA
Molecule: messenger RNA, 2371 nt
Organism: Engraulis encrasicolus (European anchovy)
Lineage: Eukaryota; Metazoa; Chordata; Actinopteri; Clupeiformes; Engraulidae
Gene: slc2a11l
Product: solute carrier family 2 member 11, like
Exons: 12
Coding region: 29-1663 (544 amino acids)
Biological process (GO): monosaccharide transmembrane transport
Cellular component (GO): plasma membrane
Molecular function (GO): hexose transmembrane transporter activity
Source: RefSeq, a predicted model, not a curated record